AAUGACAACAAUUUGUCACAAUCAUAAUAAUAACAAUUGGGUUCAUUUCAAUUCCCAUGAAAACCAAUGUUUUGAAGAUGAAGAAGAAGCUCUAUCUCUUUGCGAUCUUCCUAUCACUAACAUCCAAGAACUCGAAAUCAUUUCAAAAAACGUCGAAAAUGAUCAACAAGACUUCGAAUUCGGUCCAUGUCUUUCCAACACUACGGGUAUAAAGUCACAAGACAAUAUGUGUAACGCGGAUGAGGUUUUUUUUCAAGGUCAACUUCUUCCUUUGCGACAUUCGGUUAGCUAUGAAGAAAAAGCCGAACAAAAACAACAGUUAUUAAUCACACGGAAAAUAAACCGGUCCAUGAGUGAUCCUCGAACCAUGGUUCGUUCAAAUAAUAAUAAUAAUAAUAAUAAUAAUAAUAAUAAUAAUAAUAAUGGCUACAAACCAACAAGAGUAAGAAACUUGUUUCAUUCACACCCGAGUCCAUCUCCAAAAAUUCGAUCUCGAACCCUUUCACAUUCUAAUAAUUACCCGAAAUCAUCAUCAUCGUCAUCUUUAUGGAGUUUUUUACAAGUGGGUCUAGUCAAACCACAAGAAAUCGGGUUAUCCGAUUUGAAAAACAGAAGCAAGAGAUUCGGGAGUCAUAAUAGUAAUAGUAGUAGUAAUAGUAGUGGUACUACUACCACCGAUCACCAGAAUAUUCCAAAAUCUAGUAAAAACAUGAAGAAAAAACAAAGGUUGUUUUUUGGUGGAUGUAAAUGUUCAGCAGAUGACUCAAUUGAACGUACAAUAAAAGAACAAGUACCGAAUUAUAAGAUGAAGAAAACGACAAAAGAAAAAUCAACAACAACAAGGUCGUUGUUGUUACAAGAUCAAGGAAUUAAACAGACGGUGUCACGUCAUCGAACGUUUGAAUGGUUAAAGCAGCUUUCUAUUGCUACCACUGCUGCUCAUCAAAGUGAAAAUUAAAUGAUUUUAGUAAAUGAUGAUUAUAGUUGAGCAUGCUAGGUGCUAUAGCUAUAAUAAGUUGUAGUAGCUAGUAAUGAUUUAAUCAAUAUCCUUUUUUAUUAUUA
Messenger RNA from Erigeron canadensis, 1062 nucleotides. Its product is annotated as GATA zinc finger domain-containing protein 7-like. The coding region runs from base 2 to 958 and encodes 318 amino acids. The transcript has a single exon. Lineage: Eukaryota; Viridiplantae; Streptophyta; Magnoliopsida; Asterales; Asteraceae. The record is from RefSeq and is a predicted model, not a curated record.